Nerophis lumbriciformis (worm pipefish) is the source of this 634-nucleotide messenger RNA. It is a transcript of the gene dad1, whose product is annotated as defender against cell death 1. Gene Ontology annotation, cellular component: membrane; oligosaccharyltransferase complex. The record is from RefSeq and is a predicted model, not a curated record. Gene Ontology annotation, biological process: protein N-linked glycosylation. NCBI's taxonomy places the organism in Eukaryota, Metazoa, Chordata, Actinopteri, Syngnathiformes, Syngnathidae.
ACGUCACUGCUUCCGGUUUUUACGGACACGUCACUCAUCCGCUAGAACAGCGCUGUCUUACCGGUGUAGCUUUAUACCCCAAAUAACGCCGCAAUAAUGUCGGCGUCGGUUUUGUCGGUGAUUUCUCGGUUCCUGGAAGAAUACACCACCUCCACGUCCAACAAACUGAAAGUGGUGGACGCGUAUUUGUUGUACAUUCUGCUGACGGGAGUGCUGCAGUUCCUCUACUGUCUGCUGGUCGGAACUUUCCCUUUCAACAGCUUUCUGUCGGGCUUCAUCUCUUGCGUGGGCUCCUUCAUCCUCGCUGUAUGUCUUCGUAUCCAGAUCAACCCACAGAACAAAGGGGACUUCCUGUCCAUCUCACCGGAGAGAGCCUUUGCCGACUUUCUGUUCGCUCACACCGUCCUGCAUCUUGUCGUCAUGAACUUCAUUGGCUGAAGAGCCGUUAAUUUGCCUGACAGCAGCCCCUCUGUGGAAGAUGCAGACGAGAGAAGUUAUGAAAAAAUAAAAUCCUCAAGACAUCUCUUUUUGUACCGCCUGAUUACUACAGUUUGGAUUUUUUUUGUUUUUGUUUAUAUUUGUCCAUUUUCUAAUUUGCUACGAGGCACACAAAUAAAGAUGGUGACACGUUUGA